AACAAACAUGCACGGAGCUCCAAGGCCCGUCGCGUGUCGUCGACUGCAGCAGGUCCCCGUUUGCGCCGUGCAUGACGCGUCUGGAUUCCGAGCUGUGCUCCAGGAAACGGUCAGCUCCGACAGGAGGAAUUUGAGGAAACAUGAAGAGCGGCUUGUUUGUUUGUUGGCUCAGCGAGAAGCUCUGCAAGCUUAGGGCUCAACUUUUGCAUCACAUGAAGCAAGAAGGAAGCUGAAAACGCUCUAUGCCAGGUCAGGUAUAAGCUCAAGCUUCUUUGAGUUGUCUGCUGACAGCUCGUGCGUUUGCGUUUCAUUCCCUUCCCUCACCCAAACCCAGCUGCAAGCGUGAGCUUCCAAUUCCAACCCCGCAUUUGCUCAAGCCAACCGCCGCCCCAACCCAACCCAAUCUUGGGCCCCUCCCGUCUUUUCCCGCACUGCCAUCUCGCGUCCGCCAUCUCCUUGGUGCUUCUCCAUUUUCCUCGUCAUCGGUCCAUCUCGCUUACCCUGUGCCUUGCCUUUUGCCGCCCGCCAGCCCGUCCAGCCUCUGCAGUCGCCGCCGCCCCCCUUUGGGCGACGACCGCCAUGGCGACCACCGAGCACUGCCUCUUCUGCUUCGAGACGCUGGCCGCCCACCUCGGGGGCCGCGAGCCGCUGUCCCUCGCCGAGGUGCAAAAGUCGUGGGCCGCCUACGCGGCCACCGCCGACGGCGCCAAGUCGGCCGCCGCCGCCGCCCCGAAGCAGAUCCCAGCCCUCCGCCGCCUGGCCGCCGCCGCCGCCGCCGUAUCUCCGUCGGGCGCGUCGUCAUCGUCGUCGGCCGGGUCUAGCACCACGUCCCUGUCGGCCGACACGGCCGCCACCACGCCCAACAACAACAGCGGCGACCAGCUGGCGGCGACAACAACAACAGAAGCAGCAUCAUCCCCACCGCCGCCGCCGCCGGCCGAGUCCCCGCUCUUCGUGACGUGGAACACGACCUCUGCGCGACACGGCCCCUCCCUGCGCGGCUGCAUCGGCACCUUCGAGGCGCAGCCGCUCGAGGAGGGCCUGUCGGCGUACGCGCUGACGGCGGCGCUGCAUGACACGCGCUUCGACCCGGUCCGGGCGCGCGAGCUGCCCUCGCUCGAGGCGGCCGUGACGCUCCUGACCGACUUCGAGGACGCGGACGACGCGGACGACUGGGAGCUCGGCACCCACGGCCUGCGCGUCAGCUUCCACCACCACGGCCGCCGCUACGGCGCCACGUACCUGCCCGACGUCGCGCCCGAGCAGGGCUGGGGCAAGGAGGAGACGGUCGUGAGCCUCAUGCGCAAGGCCGGCUGGAUGGGCCGCAAGGACAGGUGGCGCGACGUCGAGCUCAAGGUGGUGCGCUACCAGGGCCGCAAGAAGAGCGUCGGCUACGAGACGUAUAAGCGCUGGAGGGACUGGGCCGACAAGAACGAGCCUGCGCCGUGAAAGCGGGGAGGGCCGGUAAUACACCCGUAACUGAUGCGUGCAUUUCUUCAUCGCUCCAUGAUUGGCGACGCCUGCUCCCCGCUCUCCCAGCAAAUGGUGACCAGUUUUAUAAACGGGAGUCAGGCAUAUCAUGUCCCUUUGGGAGCGAUAGAAGGCAACAGUAGAUGGUUUGCCCCAUAUAACUGCACGAGUUCCGACUGUGCGUCCAUCUAAUGAGUGAGCCGGGAGAUUUGCUUGGGUUUGUUUUGCUUUUCAUCACCCUACCGGCGUACAAGGCGAACAGUGACCCCGGGGAUGCUCUAGGCAUAUCGUUCUAGGGUUUGAUAGUUAUCGAGGUUAGAAGGAGCUAGGGCUUGGGUGCUGACUGGAGGCCCUCAACGGCCUUCCUCGGAUUCACAGCAGCAACCUCACGAUUUUACAGGAGAUAUCUCGAGACUCUCGAUCGUGACAAGUGCAAAAUAUUGGAAUUACGCAGCAACGGUUCGACUGCGUUGGAGGCCGGACUACAAAGCCCACAUCCGUCACGGAAUACAUCUGCCUCCCUGCUGUCUAGUAAAUCAAGGUUCAUGAUGCUCGUGGUGAUGCAGUUGAGAUACAUCCCUCGGGGGCGUCGAGCUGGGUCCCCAGAGUACAUAGACCUUCAAUUCACUUGACUAAUCAUAUCUAAAACAGCGCUGACAUCAGUUUAAAAAAGUGCAAGCAGCAUUAUUAAACGCAGGA
This is a messenger RNA of Gaeumannomyces tritici R3-111a-1, 2169 nucleotides long. RefSeq lists its product as hypothetical. The transcript has a single exon. NCBI's taxonomy places the organism in Eukaryota, Fungi, Ascomycota, Sordariomycetes, Magnaporthales, Magnaporthaceae. The record is from RefSeq and is a predicted model, not a curated record. The coding region runs from base 580 to 1449 and encodes 289 amino acids.